UAGCUUUGCUCACUGCGGUUUGUGCACGUUUUGAGCCAACCCACAGCUUCAUCUCUCACAUCAUCAUAAUAAAGUCUUAUUACCUUCACAGUUCGAAAUACUUGUUUCCUGCGUGCUUUGGACUAAGAAAAAAUUGAACAUCUCUACCUGCCUGGCAUCUGAUUGUGAGAUGGUGGCCCUUUUUCUCACCAUUGCCUUUUCCAGCAUUAUGACUGGCUUCUCCAAAGUCAUGGAAGUGACCCAGCCAGUGUUCACAGUGGCAAAAAGCCAAGGGGCUGCCAACUUCCAGUGUGGAUUCACAAACACUGAGGAUGCAAGGGAACUCAGAAUAACUUUGCUUAAACAGAGGGACAAUGAGUCCAUCCAGAUCUGUGCAUCUUCCUUUCCUUCGGAGGAAGGCAGUCCAUUCAAGACGAAUGAGGAUGGCAUCCAGUGCCAAAUUCAUCCUGGCACAGAGAGUGUAAACAUUACCGUUUGGGGUCUAAACACAACUGAUGCUGGGCUGUAUGUGUGCCAGGUGGAAUGGAUUUACCCUCCGCCCUACUACUCAGUCCUGGGAAGUGGGACCCAGCUUUUUGUUAUUGAGAGAGAUCCAUGCCCAGCUGUAUAUCCAUAUUUUUGGAUUUCUGUGACAAUUGCUUCUGGAUUGCUUGGCUACAGCAUUUUAGUCACAAUCUACAUGAUAACAAAGGUGUUACGAAAAAGCAUGUAUUUUACGCCUGGGAUCUACGAGAAAAUUAUAUCGAUGUAAUCAAGAGAUAACUGCAACUGAAAGGGAAGAAAUGUUAACUUCUGUGAAGUUUUUAUGAAGAAAAUGUAUUUCCUAAUAGAUAGGAAAGUAAUUUUAAACCUCUUGAUUGUGAUUGGUUCACAAUGAAGAGGGAGGUCUAUGCAUUAACAGAAAUAAUAACAAAUUUAUACGUAGUUCUUGAAUUUCUUAGGAUUUAUCCACACAAUUACAUGGAGAAAAUGAUCCUGCAUAAGUGAUUCCAUAGUAGAAAUAGCAGCAAUUUAUUCUGGUUUGAGUUAGGAAGUUCAGCAAAACCAGCACACAGAGUUUGUCCUGUAUUGUAUUGGGUGAGGUUGCAGGUUGUUUAUUUUCUUGAUAUGUUGUGGCUAUUACAGUGUGAGAAAGUUUGACAUAUUUUAAAAGUCAGGCUUAUUAUUUAGGCAAUCUCAAAUCACCAGGGAUCACAAAAGCAGGGAUAUGACAUUUAUUAUCCAAUAGCUAAUCAGAUGCAGAUACAUGAUGUCACAAAAUCAAAUUGAAAUAAUGUGAGGAACAGUUGCUUGUAGCCUAAA
Messenger RNA from Anolis sagrei ordinatus, 1302 nucleotides. RefSeq names its product cytotoxic T-lymphocyte associated protein 4 (gene CTLA4). Lineage: Eukaryota; Metazoa; Chordata; Lepidosauria; Squamata; Anolidae. Gene Ontology annotation, cellular component: external side of plasma membrane; membrane. Gene Ontology annotation, biological process: T cell receptor signaling pathway; negative regulation of regulatory T cell differentiation; regulation of T cell proliferation. The record is from RefSeq and is a predicted model, not a curated record.